Anopheles gambiae (African malaria mosquito) is the source of this 1396-nucleotide messenger RNA. RefSeq names its product GTP-binding protein 128up (gene 128up). The record is from RefSeq and is a predicted model, not a curated record. Gene Ontology annotation, molecular function: GTP binding; GTPase activity. The transcript has 4 exons. Gene Ontology annotation, cellular component: cytoplasm. The coding region runs from base 165 to 1268 and encodes 367 amino acids. Gene Ontology annotation, biological process: cytoplasmic translation. NCBI's taxonomy places the organism in Eukaryota, Metazoa, Arthropoda, Insecta, Diptera, Culicidae.
ACCUGAUAUUUUUAAUCCACCUUGAACGUACACGAUCGCACACACCACGAUAUUUCGCCGGAAAAUUACAGAAUUUGUGUGCUGCUGCGUGCCACUUCUAUCUAUGAUUUAUCUCGUUCGUUCAAUUAUUUGACCAACUCCGAGCUGCUGCAAGAGCGUGCAAGAUGAGUACGAUUCUGGAAAAGAUUGCUCAAAUCGAGUCGGAGAUGGCUCGUACCCAACGUAACAAGGCUACGGCGGGACAUUUGGGCUUGCUGAAGGCACGGUUGGCCAAGCUGCGGCGCGAGCUCAUCACUCCCAAGGGUGGCGGCGGUGCAUCGGAACAGGGUUUCGAAGUUUCCAAAACCGGUGACGCCCGGGUCGGCUUUGUUGGGUUUCCCUCGGUGGGCAAAUCGACCCUGCUGUCCAAUCUGGCCGGUGUCUACUCGGAGGUGGCUGCAUACGAGUUCACCACGCUGACGACCGUGCCGGGCUGUAUCAAGUACAAGGGCGCCAAGAUACAGCUGCUGGAUUUGCCCGGAAUCAUCGAAGGUGCGAAGGAUGGUAAGGGUCGCGGUCGGCAGGUAAUUGCGGUGGCACGUACCUGCAAUCUGAUUUUCAUGGUGCUGGACGUGCUGAAACCGCUCACGCACAAGAAGCUGCUCGAGCACGAGUUGGAAGGGUUCGGGCUGCGGCUGAACAAGCAGCCGCCGAACAUUUCCUACCGCCGGAAGGACAAGGGCGGAGUGAACCUGAACGCCACCGUAGCACAGUCGGAGCUGGACCUGGACACGGUGAAGACGAUUCUGGGCGAGUACAAGAUUCAUAAUGCGGACAUUACGCUGAAGUACGAUGCGACGGCGGACGAUCUGAUCGACGUGAUCGAGGGCAACCGCAUUUACAUCCCGUGCAUCUAUCUGCUGAACAAGAUCGAUCAGAUUUCGAUCGAGGAGCUGGACGUCAUCUAUAAAAUCCCGCACUGCGUACCAAUCUCUGCCCAUCACCACUGGAACUUUGACGAUUUGCUCGAUAUGAUGUGGCAGUAUCUGAAGCUGGUGCGAAUCUAUACCAAACCGAAGGGCCAGCUGCCGGACUACAGCUCACCGAUUGUGCUGCACCACGAGCAUACUACCGUGGAAAGUUUCUGUAACAAGCUUCACCGAACGAUUGCGAAAGAAUUUAAAUAUGCACUUGUGUGGGGUUCGUCCGUCAAGCAUCAACCGCAAAAGGUCGGUAUCGAUCACGUGCUGAACGAUGAGGAUGUGGUGCAGAUUGUAAAGAAGGUUUAAGGCAGCUGAUAUAUCGUGUUGAAAAUGGGGCAAUCAGCAGACGACACACCAUCCCCGACUGUCCGUCGAUCGGUUUGAAAAAAAACAAAAGAACGUGCGCAAAUAAUUAUGAACGUUGAUCGCUUUAA